UAUUAAAUAUGUCUGAAGACAAAGAUAUUACUCCCAACAAUAAAGAAUUUGUUGUGCUCUCUGUUGAAGGGUACCAAAAGCUGGCAGGAAUAGAUACCUCCACGGGCAAAGACUUAUAUUGGACCACUGAUAUGGACACUGAGAUCCCGAUUAAGAUGAAGUUACAGAAGAAUAAUGGUCAUGACUUGUUGAUCCCCAAGACUAUUCCACAGUUAUUCUUGGAUAAUGCCAAAAACUAUACUGAUUGGCCUUCCGUCCAUGCUGAGACCAAGAAAGGAAAAUGGACAUUCUGGACCUGGGGAGAAUGCUGGAAUACUAGUUUCAAAUUCGCUAGAGCUACUGUUGCUGCUGGAAUCUCUCCAAGAUCAUGUGUCAACAUCAUUGGCUUCAAUUGCCAAGAAUGGUUCUGGAUAUUCCAUGGAACAAUUAUGGCUGACUGUAUUGCAGCAGGAGUCUACACGACAAAUAAUCCUGAAGCUUGCCAAUAUGUAGCUGAGCAUAGCUCAUGUGAACUGAUUUGUGUUGAAGACGAGAUCCAGUUGGAGAAAUACCUUCAGAUCUUACCAACCCUUCCUCUUGUAAAGAAAAUUGUAAACUGGGGAGUAGAUAGGUAUGAAACAAGACCACAUGAAUGUGUAAUGGGAUGGCAAGAGUUCUUAGAGCUUGCAGAUCAAGAUUCUAACUCUUCAGAUACAGUCAAGGAAAGAAUUGAGAACCAAGUUCCUGGAAAAUGCUGCAGUAUCGUCUACACCAGUGGUACUACAGGAAAUCCAAAAGGAGUGAUGCUUACUCACGAUAAUUUACAUUUUGCUAUAGAAGAGCUUAUUAGAAAUUUUGCAAAGACUGGAAUCGAAGACGGUAGAGAAAGGCUUGUCUCAUAUCUUCCACUUUCCCACUCAGCAGCCCAAGUUACUGAUAUCCUUAACAACUUGUUCAUAAGAGCUCAGAUUUAUUUUGCUAGACCAGAUGCUCUCCAAGGAACUCUAGUUGAUACUUUGAUUUAUGCCAAGCCAACUAUUUUCAUGGGAGUCCCAAGAGUUUGGGAGAAAAUGGAGGAAAGACUGAAGGAAAUUGGUGCUCAAUCUCCCGGAAUAGUUCAAAAAAUCAGUACUUGGGCUAAAGGUAAAGGAACUCUUCACUCUGAUUCCAAAAUGCAUGGUACUCCAAAGCCAUUUGGAUACUCUUUGGCCCACUUUUUAAUUCUCGGAAGGAUCAAGAAGGCUUUGGGACUUGAUGAAUGCAAGUUCCAUAUUGUAACAGCUGCUCCUCUCAAGACUGCAACAAAGGACUAUUUCAAAUCGUUAGACAUGCCAAUGAUCAAUGUGUAUGGAAUGAGUGAAUGCAGUGGUCCUGCAACUAUUUCCAUCCCAGGAAAAUUCAAAGACAACACUGUUGGAUAUUCCCUCGAUGAAAAUGAUCUUAAGAUUGACAAAAGAGACAAAACUGAAGGAGGUGAAGAAGAUGAAGGAGAGAUCUGCUGGAGAGGAAGAAACAACUUUAUUGGAUACCUUAACAAUGCAGAAAAGACUAGAGAGACCUUAGAUGCUAAUGGCUAUAUCCACUCUGGAGAUAUUGGUACUAAAGACUCUGAAGGAUUUGUUAAAGUAACUGGAAGGAUUAAGGAACUUAUCAUCACUGCAGGAGGAGAAAAUGUUGCCCCAGUCCUUAUUGAGGACACCUUGAAAGAUAUCUGCCCAAUCAUCAGUAAUGUUAUGGUCAUUGGAGAUGACAAAAAGUUUUUAAGUGCUCUGGUCACUUUCAAAGUUGAAGUUGACAAUUCCAAGGGAUUAAAUACUCCAACUAAGCAACUUGCACCAAAUGUAUUGACCUUCUUGGCAGAUGAAUUAGAUAUCCAUGAUGUUAAGACUACUGAUGAAGCUAUCAACAACGAUAAGAUCAAGGCAUACAUCCAAUCCCAGAUUGAAGAGACUAACAAGAAGGCUAUUUCCAGAGCUCAACACAUCAGAAAGCACAUGUUCUUAGCUACCGAUUUUAGUAUGGAAGGAGGUGAGUUAACUCCAACUUUGAAGCUCAAGAGAAGCGUUGCAGUACAGAAAUACGCAGAUGUUAUUGCUAAAAUGUAUCCAGAGGAAGAACUUACCGCUAAAAUAUAG
Molecule: messenger RNA, 2114 nt
Organism: Moneuplotes crassus
Lineage: Eukaryota; Ciliophora; Spirotrichea; Euplotida; Euplotidae
Source: the annotation of a GenBank genome assembly